Molecule: messenger RNA, 939 nt
Organism: Prionailurus viverrinus (fishing cat)
Lineage: Eukaryota; Metazoa; Chordata; Mammalia; Carnivora; Felidae
Gene: TP53RK
Product: TP53 regulating kinase
Exons: 2
Coding region: 71-832 (253 amino acids)
Biological process (GO): protein phosphorylation
Cellular component (GO): EKC/KEOPS complex; nucleus; cytosol
Molecular function (GO): protein serine/threonine kinase activity; ATP binding
Source: RefSeq, a predicted model, not a curated record
AGGGGGUGACGUCACCGGCAGUCUCCGGAGAGAGCCGACGGGCUCCGAGCGGCGGCGCCGAGGCGCAGUCAUGGCGGCCGCCUGCGCCGCGGCCGCUGGGAAGAGCGAGGAUCCGGCGCCGGAGGCCGCGGCGCUGGCCGCCGCCCGGGAGCGGAGCAGCCGCUUCUUGAGCGGCCUGGAGCUGGUGAAGCAGGGCGCCGAGGCGCGCGUGUUCCGCGGCCGCUUCCAGGGCCGCGCGGCCGUGGUGAAGCACCGCUUCCCCAAGGGCUACCGGCACCCGGCGCUGGAAGCGCGGCUCGGCCGGCGGCGGACGGUGCAGGAGGCCCGGGCGCUGCUCCGCUGCCGCCGCGCAGGGAUAUCUGCCCCCGUUGUCUUUUUCGUAGACUAUGCCUCCAACUGCUUAUACAUGGAAGAGAUUGAAGGUUCAGUGACUGUUCGAGAUUAUAUUCAAUCCACUAUGGAGACCGAAAAAACUCCCCAAAGUCUCCUCGGCUUAGCCAAGACGGUUGGGCAGGUUUUGGCUCGAAUGCACGACGAAGACCUCAUUCAUGGUGAUCUUACCACCUCGAACAUGCUGCUGAAACCCCCCGUGGGACAGCUGAACAUCGUGCUCAUAGACUUUGGGCUGAGUUUCAUUUCUGCACUUCCAGAAGAUAAAGGAGUCGACCUCUACGUGCUGGAGAAAGCCUUCCUCAGUACCCACCCCAAUACCGAGGCUGUAUUUGAAGCCUUUCUGAAGAGCUACUCCACCUUCUCCAAAAAGUCCAGGCCGGUGCUAAAAAAGUUAGAUGAAGUGCGCCUGAGAGGAAGAAAGAGGUCCAUGGUCGGGUAGAAGAGUCUGACAAGUACUGACGUGCUGGCCAUUUGCGUCAAAGGGAAUUUGAAGGAAGGCUCCGAAUAUGAGAUUAGACCUAAAUAAAGGUAUUGAGAUCCUUUUAA